AUGGACGAGCUAGUGAAUGAAGUACCGAGGCUGGUUCAAAUCAGUAAGCACGUCUGUUCAUCAUUACAUUCUGUAGAUGGCAUUUUAGUAAAAUUAAUUGAAAAGCCGUACGUGCGAAUAUCGCAAUCGCCUCAAAAUGCCAUGGUGACCGAGGGUGACAGACUGCAUCUGCACUGCGAGGCGAACGGCAUACCUCCACCGCGCAUUUACUGGAUGAAAAACGGUGAGGUAGUGCGACAGGACAUUUCGCAAGACGAGCACAACACGGUCGACAUGAUGAUGAACGUUAACCGCAAGGCAGUGCAAAACGGAAAUACCGCUGGCGAGCUGGUCGUCGAUUGCGCUUCGGUGCAGGACCUUGGACAGUACCAAUGUUUCGCGACCAAUGGCCUAGAGGUCGUCAGCUCCAAAGCCACAGUGUUGGUGAGAAGCGCUGACGAGGAACAACCAGUGAAAAAAUGCAAAGUAUCCAAACCUCCUCAAAUAUUUAUGUGGUCCGACUUUCGGUUUGAAAUGAAUGGCAACGCCGUACAAUUGUUCUGUCGGACAACGGGUUUUUCAAAAAGUCAAGUCUUGUGGCUCGACCCGGAAGGUAACGAAAUCAGAACGAAUGAUCAAUAUGAAGUAUUAGCAAAUGGAGAUCUGAUUAUCAAACACGGAAAAUGGGAAUACGGUGGUUUAUAUACUUGUAAAGUAGAAAAUCGCUUCGGUUCUGACCAGAAACAAGUAUUCUACUAUCCAACAGCAGUAUAA
Messenger RNA from Soboliphyme baturini, 753 nucleotides. NCBI's taxonomy places the organism in Eukaryota, Metazoa, Nematoda, Enoplea, Dioctophymatida, Soboliphymatidae. The record is from the annotation of a GenBank genome assembly.